AUGGCCUCUGAUGAGCUCUCACAGGACACGAAGUCGGAAUCCUUUGCUGAAGAAGCCGCCGACCAGGGCGAGAUUCAUGCCGAGAUUCUGCAGCAAUGUCAGUCCAUCGCCGGCCGCAUCUCGACGCUGAUCGAUGAGCUCCAGCAGCUCAAAGAGGUUGUCGACCAGCGACCAGUCGUCGGCUCCAAGCCGCUCCCAUGGAAUCAAGCCAUCACGGGUCUCGGCGUCUUUGAACGCCUCGUGCUCUCGGAGAAGCGAAAUGUCGACAAUAUGCUGAAGCUCUGCGAAACAGCACAGGACGACGACACGGAUCUCGAGCUGGUGAACAAUAAACUUCGCACCAAGCUCGAUGCUUGCAACUACAAAUUUCACGAUCUCGUCUGGAGCACAGCCAAAAAGUGCCACAAUCUUGUCGGCCUGCGGCGCGACUUCUCCCGCACCCCGGCUAAUCGCAAGACCGACACGGUGAUUGUCGAUGCCGUCGUCAGUGGUGGUGCUGAGUGGAUCAAGGUCGUCAACACGACGGAGAGGAGGCUGUUUUACGAGAUGACGGAUGCCGGAUGGGACUGGGAAGACGACGAGGACGCCGACCCAGAUGAGUCGCCAUUACCGGAAGGGAGCGAGAACGACAUUGAAGUGGCACGAUUCGCCCGCCAGCUCGUCGCCGCCGCCUCCAUCACGUAUCACGACUACCGCCGACCAGCAGUCAGGAUGCUCCUGACGAGAAUCCGCGAAGGCGAAAAUCACCAUGUAGACAGGCUUCUGAACUUCAUCCGAACCUUUGGAGGCGAAAUCGACCUGACACUCGAGACUGUCUCUGACACCUCUGGCCUCCUCUCCCAGCCGACGCCGUCCAUUGCGGAUGCUCUUUCCCACCUUGUCAUCACCGAACCAUUCAAGGACUUCACCACGACCCUCAACGUCGACUGCUCCGUCUUCAUGGCCCUGGCAUCUGACUUUAGCCACAUGGCCAUCGGCCCCGGUUCAGACCUUCUCCGGUCCGCCCAGCACCUUAUCGACGCCCGCGAUGAGGUUGAAAACGGUCCACGACUGCUGACGACAAUGUACCCCGCCAUCAGCAGUCGGGAUCUGGUAUGCACGCAAGACGCCGCCGACACGUUCCUCAAGAUUGCCUACGACAUUGGUACCGAAUCCGAAGUCGCACGUGCGCGCAUUCUCUUUGAAGCAUCGCAGGACGCACCCGUCGACGCCGAUGCCAGAGCAGCUGAUUGUAAGCGUCGUCUUGAUGAACUCCGCACGCUGUCAUGCUAUGCCGUCCCUGACGACCUGCGUCUGCCCAUCCGCACCGUCGGCACCAUCACGUGGGACAGGGCCCAGCAGCUCGUUGACGCGCACGAGCUCCCCGAGGUUGCCCUUGUCGUCGGCCAAAAGGGCUCCGGCCUCAACGCUAUGAACGUUUCCUCCUUCCUCUACGGCUGGAAGGCCCACCUGACGACCAUCACGUCCAACUGGGAGGCUGCCAAGCGUCUCAAGACUGUCAUCGAGGCCAACAGGGUCGCCGGCGACGACGUCGUCGGCCCGCAGAUUUGGCGCAUUCCUUUUGCGAGGAAACUGCUGGCCAAGCCGAAGAGCUCGGGCUUGCCGCCGCUGAAGACAAGGAAGGACCGGAAGAGGGAGAAGGUUUCGUCGCUGCAGAGGUGGGCUGGCGAGGACGGGCAGACAGAAAAGGCAACGCCUGAGACGGCCGCGUCAUGA
Verticillium alfalfae VaMs.102 is the source of this 1716-nucleotide messenger RNA. RefSeq lists its product as hypothetical. The coding region runs from base 1 to 1716 and encodes 571 amino acids. The transcript has a single exon. NCBI's taxonomy places the organism in Eukaryota, Fungi, Ascomycota, Sordariomycetes, Glomerellales, Plectosphaerellaceae. The record is from RefSeq and is a predicted model, not a curated record.